GUUACUGGGCAUUUAGACGACUGUGCCUGUGAUGUAGAAACCAUUGAUGCCUUCAACAACUACAAGCUUUUUCCUAGACUGAAUGAACUCCUGCAAAGUGACUAUUUUAGAUACUACAAGGUAAACCUAAAGAAACCUUGUCCUUUUUGGAAUGACAACAGUCAUUGUGGAAUAAGAGACUGUGCCGUACAGCCCUGCCCAUCUGAUGAAGUCCCUGAUGGAAUCAGAUCUGGAAGUUACAAGUAUUCGGAAGAAGCCAAUAACCUUGCCGAAGAAUGUGAAGAAGCCAAGAGACUUGGAGCUGUUGACGGCUCUUUGAGUGAGAAAACCCAGCAGGCAGUGCUCCAGUGGACACAGCACGAUGACUCUUCCGACAGCUUCUGCGAAGCUGAUGACAUCUAUUCUCCUGACGCAGAGUAUGUGGAUUUACUCCUGAAUCCUGAACGCUAUACUGGCUACAAAGGACCAGAUGCCUGGAAAAUUUGGAACAGUAUUUAUGAAGAAAACUGCUUCAAGCCUCAGAACGUAAGAAGACCUUUGGCACCUGGUAGAGGAGACGAUGGAGGGCAUACGUUUUACAAGUGGCUGAAAGGUGUCUGUGUAGAGAAACGAGCUUUCUACAAACUCGUUUCUGGUCUCCAUGCAAGCAUCAACAUCCAUUUGAGCGCCAGGUACCUUUUACAAGAUACGUGGUCAGAGAAGAAAUGGGGCCCCAACGUUACAGAGUUCCAGCAGAGAUUUGAUGAAGUCAUCACCAGAGGGGAAGGUCCCAGAAGACUCAAGAACCUGUAUUUUCUCUACCUGAUAGAGCUGCGGGCCCUAUCCAAAGUGCUGCCGUUCUUCGAGCGCCCAGCUUUCCAGCUGUACACGGGGAAUAAAACUCACGACACGGAAAUGAAAAAAAUGUUGCUGGAAAUUCUCCAUCUGGCCAAGUCUUUCCCACUGCAUUUUGAUGAAAACUCAUUCUUUGCGGGGAAUAAAAAGGAAGCUGCUAAACUAAAGGAGGAAUUUAGGCUGCACUUCAAGAAUAUUUCUAAGAUAAUGGACUGUGUUGGCUGCUUCAAAUGUCGCCUGUGGGGGAAGUUGCAGACGCAGGGCUUGGGUACCGUGCUGAAGAUCCUCUUUUCGGAAAACCUGAUAGAAAAGAUACCUGAAAGCGGCCCUUCCUAUGGAUUCCAGCUGACGAGACAAGAAAUCGUUGCCUUAUUUAAUGCUUUCGGAAGGAUUUCAACAAGCGUUAGAGAACUGGAGAACUUCAGGCACAUGUUACGAAAGAUGCGGUGAAUUCACGGGGGAAAGAGAGACUUAAAACUUUUUACUGCUUGGUUGUUCUGGGUUCUCAAAAAAAGGGAGGAAGGCCAUCGUUCCAUCACACUCCCAACCACUCAGCGCUGACGGCCACUUUGCUGGCCCUCCCGUGCCCAGCGGCUUGUCUGUGACCUGCUGAUGACAAAUUGUCUGUACGGGGGGGGGGAAAAAAAAAAGCUACUUUUUUUGUAUAAAAGUGGGGACUAGAUGUAAAGCUUAUUUUAAAUAUGGGAAGAUCACUGGGAAUAACUUCUUUAAAUGUUGC
This is a messenger RNA of Egretta garzetta (little egret), 1573 nucleotides long. RefSeq names its product endoplasmic reticulum oxidoreductase 1 alpha (gene ERO1A). The annotation marks the transcript as partial. Gene Ontology annotation, cellular component: endoplasmic reticulum; endoplasmic reticulum membrane. Gene Ontology annotation, biological process: protein folding in endoplasmic reticulum. The transcript is spliced from 15 exons. NCBI's taxonomy places the organism in Eukaryota, Metazoa, Chordata, Aves, Pelecaniformes, Ardeidae. The record is from RefSeq and is a predicted model, not a curated record. Gene Ontology annotation, molecular function: FAD binding; protein-disulfide reductase activity; thiol oxidase activity.